ACUAAUGGUCAGGACUUCACCCGUCAAAAUUAAAAAAAGACAGCAAAAUUUUGCCCAGAAAACAUCCUAAGGAUAACUUCCUUUUCAAACAACAAUAGAUAUCGUACCUUAAUUCCUCUGCAGUUCCACACUUGAAAUUUCAAAUUCAUUAUUCCAAACAUUUGAUCUGUCUGUUCGGAAUUUCGCUGAACAUUUUUCUUGCAGAGAAUCCAUAUCCAAUUCUCGAGAAUGUCUUUGCGCCCAGGUACCCGAACUGACGCACGGAAGAAGUCGUACAAGAUCGGAGUGGAUGGCGAUGAAGCGCGGCGGCGCAGGGAGGACAACCUGGUCGAGAUCAGGAAGAGUAAGCGCGAGGAUAACCUUCUCAAGAAGCGUCGCGAGGGUCUCGUUUCAUCCCAGCAUGCUCUUGAUGCUACUCAAAACCCAGCUUCUGUUGAGAGACGGCUUGAAAGCAUUCCAUCGAUGGUCCAAGGGGUUUGGUCAGAGGAUCCAUCUGCACAAAUUGAAGCUACUACACAAUUCAGAAAGCUGCUGUCAAUUGAGCGCAGCCCUCCAAUUGAUGAGGUGAUUAAAGCAGGAGUUGUCCCAAGCUUUGUACAUUUUCUUGAAAGGAGUGACUUACCCCAAUUGCAAUUUGAAGCUGCUUGGGCAUUGACAAAUGUCGCAUCUGGGACAUCAGAACAUACAAGGGUUGUCAUUGAACAGGGUGCUGUUCCUAAGUUUAUACAGCUUUUAAAUUCACCCAAUGAUGAUGUUCGUGAGCAGGCUGUCUGGGCUUUGGGCAAUGUUGCUGGUGAUUCCCCAACCUGUAGGGAUCUGGUUCUUGGUCAUGGUGCACUCUUACCAUUGCUAGGUCAGUUAAAUGAGCAUUCAAAGCUUUCUAUGUUGAGAAAUGCUACAUGGACUUUGUCAAACUUCUGUCGAGGCAAGCCACCAACCCCAUUCGACCUGGUCAAAGCUGCAUUGCCAGUUCUUCAGCAACUAAUCCAUAUGAAUGAUGAAGAAGUUUUGACAGAUGCUUGUUGGGCACUUUCGUAUCUAUCGGAUGGACCAAAUGAUAAGAUUCAAGCAGUAAUUGAGGCAGGUGUAUGUCCACGGCUGGUAGAGCUUCUGCUUCACCCAUCAGCUACAGUUCUGAUACCUGCUCUUAGAACGGUUGGGAAUAUUGUAACCGGUGAUGAUGUUCAAACACAGUUUGUAAUUGACAACCAAGUGCUCCCGUGUCUGUAUCAACUUCUUACUCAAAAUCACAAGAAAAGCAUCAAGAAAGAAGCUUGUUGGACAAUAUCUAAUAUCACUGCUGGAAAUAGAGAUCAAAUACAGGCAGUUAUUGAGGCAUCUAUCAUUGUUCCUUUGGUACACCUCCUACAAAAUGCAGAAUUUGACAUCAAGAAAGAGGCUGCAUGGGCUAUCUCUAAUGCCACCUCUGGAGGCUCUCAUGAUCAAAUUAGGUUCCUGGCAAGUAACGGCUGCAUUAAGCCGCUCUGUGAUCUCUUGUUAUGUCCAGAUCCAAGAAUUGUUACUGUGUGCCUUGAAGGGCUGGAGAACAUUUUGAAGGUAGGCGAGGCGGACAAAGAAAUGGGAUUGAACGGUGGCGUCAAUUUAUAUGCACAGAUGGUUGACGAAUGUGAAGGACUAGACAAAAUUGAGAAUCUCCAAACUCAUGACAACAAUGAGAUAUAUGAAAAGGCUGUGAAAAUCUUAGAGAAAUACUGGGCUGAGGAAGAUGGUGAUGAACAACAGCAUAACCUUCCUGAUGGUGGUGAUGCAAAUCAGCAGCAUGGCUUUAGCUUUGGGAACAACCAACCUAAUGUUCCUGCAGGCGGUUUUAAAUUUGGGUAGGAGAAAUUGCUUGCCUAUUUUCUUUGUUUUUUUUUUUAUAAUAUGGCAUAUAGGCUCUUACUUUUUUUUUAAUUCUCUGGGAGAAUGUCAUCCUUUCGAUUUGUCUUUAUAACUUGUAACUCGAGAACCAAUGGAUGAUGUCUAGGAUUUGAUAGUGUCAAAUCAUUAUACUGUAAUGUGUUUCCUGUUAUUAACAUAUAUACGUAUACAUGUUAAUGUGUUUACAAGCGUAAACGGAAAAAAAUCGAUCUCCUUUGAACGAA
Molecule: messenger RNA, 2105 nt
Organism: Cuscuta epithymum
Lineage: Eukaryota; Viridiplantae; Streptophyta; Magnoliopsida; Solanales; Convolvulaceae
Source: the annotation of a GenBank genome assembly